Messenger RNA from Archocentrus centrarchus (flier cichlid), 2018 nucleotides. Its product is annotated as keratinocyte-associated protein 3-like. NCBI's taxonomy places the organism in Eukaryota, Metazoa, Chordata, Actinopteri, Cichliformes, Cichlidae. Bases 238 to 1197 code for a protein of 319 amino acids. The transcript has 6 exons. The record is from RefSeq and is a predicted model, not a curated record.
UAUAAGAAAUUUCUUGGGGAAAAAAAAAAUUGUGUCAGGGCUCAGAGCCUACCUGUUAAUUUGGCCAGUACGAUGAUCAGGUAAAGUCCACCUGCAGAGACCCGUCAUUGAUAUUGUUUUAUUUUGAAAAACGUGGUGCAGAGGUGUCACAGCGUGACUUUCUGUCUGACCGGAUUGUGGAGCUCACUUUGAGAAGAGCACGCCGAAAAAACACAACCCAAUGGUGACCUGAGAAAGAUGGCAGACACAGGACUGUGCUGUGGCAGCCUGGAGGAGCCCAAGGUCCUGAUGAAGAUGGGUCUGAGCGCGGUUAUAGUCGGUCACAUUAACUUCCUGUUGGGAGCGCUGGUGCACGGCGUGGUGCUCAGACACAUCAACAUCCACAAGCAGGCCCACACUGUGGAGUACGGCAUCUCCAACGUGGUGGCUAUCGCAUCCGGGAUACUGGGAGUGGUUGUUGGUGUUCUGGCUAUUGUCCUGUCUAAAAACAAGAAGAGUAAAUCCCUGAUGUGGUCUCUCUUCAUAGUGAGUCUGGUUGCAGCUCUCACGGCAGCAGUUUCAGCCAUCGGUCUCUUCACAUCCAUGGUGAGGGCCAUCAUUCAUGGUGGGCGGAGCCUCCUGGCUCACUGCCACUUCCCCGACGCCGCUGACUACUCCAGCAUCACCAACGAGUGUCCCUUUGACCCCACACGCAUCUACAGUACCACUCUGAUCCUUUGGGUGCCUUUAAUCGUGACUUGUGUCAUCCAGCUGGUGUUUUGCGCCCGCUGCUUUGUCGUCUGCAUUUCCUUGCUGGGUCUGCCUUGCUGCCUUACCGGGAAGGGACCCAGAGACAGAGGCAGAUCGAUAAACGCAGUGAUGCCGAUCCAGAGAGGUGCUUCUCCUCGCUAUUCUAAACCUCCAAGUAGCUAUAAUGAACCUGCACCCAGGUAUACAGAGGCUCCAAGAACCUACGACAAACCGAGAAGGAGCGCUGCACCUCUGCAACAGCAGCACCCAACUCCUACUCUUCGGCAGUAUCUUCCCCGACAGCACCACAGUCUUCCACCCUUGGAGAGCCAACCUCUUCGCCAGCCACAUAGAGUGAGGUCAGACAGAGAAGGGCAGGUAACAAGGGCUGGCAGCCAGCAAAGGGCAAGGGAGCAGCACCGGCUCUUGCAGAGGGGUACACUGGACAGGUCCAGCUUUUGGAUAUAGCCUUAUUUCACACAGGAGAUCUUCUGGAAGAGCCAGUAAUACUCAAGACCCUUGUUUCCCAUCAGUACUUUAAGGCUGUGGCCUCAGAUAAAGGAGAUGUUUAUUAAGUAGAACUGAUCUAUGAAUUUUCUGACGCCCAGACUGUUUGCAAGGUGUGCAGCAUCCCAGAUACGGGAAUCUGUCAGUUCUCGUUCUCAUUGUGAUCAACAAAAUAUUCACACCAGGAGUGAAAAACGCAGCUAAGUGCUGUAAAGAGAGGACACUGUGACAGAUCUGAGUGGAAAUAUGAGAAAUAGCUUGUGAGUGUUUUUUUGCCAAGAGUUUGGAUGAACGAUCUGAUGUCAGCGUUCAGGUCGGACCCACUUAAAACUGAAGCAGGGCUAAUCUGCUAGUUAGCUCAACAAAACCUCCACCACGACUCUAAAGCUCAGUAUUUCACAUGUGCCAAAGUGUAAGCACAAUAUUUUGUUGUUUUUAAUUUAGUUUUUUGGUGGGUUCUUUUGCACAAUGCCAAGUGUCAGCUUUGGCAAUAACUUUGUUAUCACAGACUUAAUGAGCUGCUUUUGUUGUGUUACUAAUUUGUCGCUGUAUGUUACUUUAUCAGGUGACCCGAAUGGAUUUUUUUGAAUGCAAACACUGCACCUGUGCGGUGACAUUGAGUCUUUUCAUUUCGACUUCGUUUCUGUGAGCUCAGCUUCGCUAAAAACUGCUUGUCUGACUUGAAUCACGGCUUACUCAGUAACCCUUUUUUGGAUUUUUGGUUGGUCUGUACAAAGCAAAAAUGUCUAGAUUAGCUGUUUUAUCCCCUGCUGAGAAUGAUG